GAAACCGACAAAAUGGAUGAUAAUCAAUGGGAUUGAAAAAUGACAAUGGGAACAAAAUACCUUUCCCUGAUCCCAAAAUGCCUUUCGCGGUUCCUUCCCUAAAAAAGACUAUUUUCUAGCUUGUCCCCAAGCACAUUGACACUCCUCUGUUUCCUUUGCGUUUCCUUUUCAUCAGCGAAGUCCCAAACUGACACAAUUAUCCAUUUUUCAGACACACUUUUUUACUUUUGAGAAACCCAAAAAAAUGAACUGGAAUUAAUCUCCAGAGGCUCAGAAGCAGAAACCAUGCCUUAAACCCUUCAAAGGAAUUACCUUUUGAGUCUUUCUUCAUUCUUGCAUAUACCAUUGCUUCCUGGAUCCCGCAAAAUGUUCUAUCCCCAUUAUUACAGAGGCCAUGAUAGCCGUGAUGGAAAUGAUUUGUCACUCUCCAGCGAGUCCUCCGGAGAGAUUGGAGCACACAGGGAGUCCUCUGCAUCAGAUUGCAUCUCAGAAGAGGACUUGGAGAGUGGAGCUCUGGAGACUAAAGUCCAUUCGCGUAAAAAUAGGGAGAAAGAUUGUAGGAUUUGUCAUUUGGGUUUGGAGAGUGGUGGUGAGUUAGCUAUUGAGUUGGGUUGCUCUUGUAAGGGUGAUCUGGGAGCUGCCCACAGGAAAUGUGCAGAAACAUGGUUCAAGUUCAAGGGAAACAUGAUCUGCGAGAUAUGUGGUGCUACCGCUGUCAAUGUUGCUGGUGAUCAAGUGAACGAGGCACAUACUGCUAUAUCCGUAGCCCCAUCGACACCUGUGGCUCCUGUAAUCGUUCUGGAAAACCCAACUUUCUGGCAUGGCCGCCGCAUAAUGAACUUGUUGCUUGCCUGCAUGGUCUUCGCAUUCAUCAUUUCUUGGCUUUUCCACUUCAAAGUCAUAAGAUGAACACUAGAGAAAAUUUGUGAUAAUCUCUCUGCUUAGUCAAACGUGCAACUCCCAGUGUCUUGAUGUGCAUUGGCAAAAUACCACCCUGGAGACACAGUUGUCUUCACACAACAUUGUAAAAGCUUCUAUGUACAAUGUUUUACAUAUCAUAUACGUGUAUAUUCUAGUUGCCCCAAAGUGGUUUCUUUGUCUAUUUUCAAUUGAAUAGCAAUUAGUGAAGAACUG
Tripterygium wilfordii is the source of this 1134-nucleotide messenger RNA. RefSeq names its product E3 ubiquitin-protein ligase MARCHF3-like. Gene Ontology annotation, molecular function: zinc ion binding. Bases 367 to 909 code for a protein of 180 amino acids. Lineage: Eukaryota; Viridiplantae; Streptophyta; Magnoliopsida; Celastrales; Celastraceae. The record is from RefSeq and is a predicted model, not a curated record. The transcript is spliced from 2 exons.